GGAGCCCCCUGCGAUUCCAGAAGCAACGAGGCAAUCAUGGUUUCCACAUCCUUUACCCCGCACUCUCCGUUCAGAUCCAUCCUCUUGCUUCUCGUAGCCAUAUUCACCAUUUCUUCAGCUGUGGAUGCUACUCAAGUUAUGCGACGGCCUGAGGGUUAUAAAAAUACCCCCAGUCAAGUAGAGACAGUCCAGGUGUCUCCCCAGAUCGUGCACAAAAGAGCUAAUAGUCACGUACAAGCUGCUUACUUCACAAACUGGGGUAUCUAUGGCGCCAAUUUCCAGCCUACCAAUAUUACUCCAUCAGAUCUUACGCACAUACUCUACGCCUUCGCCGAUGUUUCUUCUUCUACUGGAACCAUCUCCUUGACUGACAGUUACGCUGAUGAACAGAAACAUUACCCUGGAGAUUCAUGGAGCGAAGCUGGAAACAACCUGUAUGGUUGUUUGAAACAGCUUUACCUCCUUAAGCUCGCUAAUAGGAAUUUGAAGGUUCUUCUGUCUAUUGGUGGCUGGACUUAUUCGCAAGCUGGUCACUUCUCUUUCGUUACUGACGCUACCAGUCGAGCUACUUUCGUGUCGAGCGCAGUCCAACUCAUCAAGGACUAUGGAUUUGACGGCAUCGAUCUUGAUUUCGAAUAUCCGUCUAAUUCUGCUGAGGGUCAAGGUUUUGCGGAUCUCUUGACAGCCUUACGAACAGCAUUCAGCCAGCUGGAGACUUCGAAUGGUGAUACGGUUCCAUACGAGCUUACUGCCGCAGUUUCUGCUGGUGCACCAAAUUAUGCAUAUUACGUCGUUCCUCAGAUGGAUCAGGCAUUGUCCUAUUGGAACUUGAUGUCUUACGAUUAUGCUGGUUCCUGGCUUACCUGGGCGGAUAACCAAGCUAAUUUGUACGGCGGAUCUCGUACUAAUGUCAGCACUGAUGCCGCUAUCAAACAUUACCUUGCAAGCGGUGCAACUGCAAGCAAAAUCAACAUGGGUAUUCCGCUUUAUGGACGUGCUUUCGAGGAUACGAACGGCAUUGGAGACCCAUAUAGUGGAAUUGGUCCUGGUACCAUUCAAGCUGGUAUCUACUCUUAUAAAGAUCUCCCACUUGCGGGAGCACAAGUCUUCGAGAACACUACAGAUGUAACAAGCUAUUCUUACGAUUCUACCAAGAAAGAGCUCGUGUCUUACGAUGUGCCGGACAUCGUGAAAAUAAAGGCCGACUAUGUUGUGUCUAACAAUCUGGCAGGUACCAUGUUCUGGGAUCUCUCGACUGAUAGCACUGGUUCGACUUCUCUCGUUGCCACGGCUGCGGGUGUGUAUAGCUCUUUGGACCAAACACAGGCAAGUUCAUCUGUCGUUUAUCCCAGCAGUAAAUGGGACAAUAUUCGUAACAACAUGGAUGGAUCGAGUUCCUCUACAUCGACAACCGCAACUCAGACAUCUACAGCUUCUUCAACACCCACCUCCCCAUCGGGAUCAGGUAGUUGCGCUGGGGUUGGUGCCUGGGGUUCCGGAACUGUGUAUACCGUGGGACAAACUGCUACGUACAAUGGUCACCUCUGGACUGCUAAAUGGUGGACCCAGGGAGACACUCCUGGAGGAUCAGCUGGUGCAUGGACCGAUGGUGGGGUAUGCACUUCGUCCAAGCGUUCGAUGCGAUUUAGAUUUUGAAGGAUAUCGUAGAAAUGUUCAACCUUAAUGACGUGUUUUGUAUACCAUUUUCUCGCGCUGCCUCUAUUGACGAUAAAUGAAAGUGUACGUUAUUCGAUGGA
This is a messenger RNA of Serpula lacrymans var. lacrymans S7.9, 1757 nucleotides long. Its product is annotated as glycoside hydrolase family 18 protein. The transcript is spliced from 17 exons. The record is from RefSeq and is a predicted model, not a curated record. Gene Ontology annotation, biological process: chitin catabolic process; carbohydrate metabolic process. Bases 37 to 1656 code for a protein of 539 amino acids. Gene Ontology annotation, cellular component: extracellular region. NCBI's taxonomy places the organism in Eukaryota, Fungi, Basidiomycota, Agaricomycetes, Boletales, Serpulaceae. Gene Ontology annotation, molecular function: carbohydrate binding; chitin binding; chitinase activity.